Molecule: messenger RNA, 4652 nt
Organism: Clupea harengus (Atlantic herring)
Lineage: Eukaryota; Metazoa; Chordata; Actinopteri; Clupeiformes; Clupeidae
Product: acid-sensing ion channel 4-A-like
Exons: 10
Coding region: 976-2694 (572 amino acids)
Biological process (GO): sodium ion transmembrane transport
Cellular component (GO): plasma membrane
Molecular function (GO): ligand-gated sodium channel activity
Source: RefSeq, a predicted model, not a curated record
GGCGCAACAACGACAAGGACUUCGGGCAGCGGAGUGUCGAGCGUGUCAAAGUGAGGAGCCGUCGCACACUUUUCCCCUCUCUCCUUUUUCUCUCUCUCUGUCUGUUUUUCUCUCUCUCUGUGUCUUUCUCUCUCCCACUUCUCUCCUCGGUUGGGACUGGGGCUUGGCGGCACGGAGAGGGACCUAGACACCUGGGGGACAGCAGGAGUGGAGAGGAGCAGCUGCCGUGAGACUCUCAGCGCUCCCCUCUCUCUCUCAGCUCUCCUCUCCCUCUCUUUUUUUCUCUCCGCUGGAAGUUGCCUGCGAACAGGCAGCUUGAGAGGGAGACGGUGCACUUGUGCCUCCUCUCCUGCUCUCUCUCUAUCUGUCUCUUUCUCACUCUCUGGAGCAAACGCGCGCGCAGAACACCAGAGCACAGGAGGGAAAAAAGAGCGGAGAGAAGAAACGGCAAAACAGAAGAAAAGAGGAGGAGGAGGAGGAGGAGGGUGAGGGGGUACGUGGAUACUUGAAGGAGAAGGGUUUUAGGUAAAAAAAGGAGGAGAUUUCAGAUAUUCCGGCAAGAAGGACAUAAGGGAACCACUGAGUUUGGAAAGAGGAUCAACACCAAAAGGAGGAAGAGCAGGUAAGGAAAGGGGAGGGGGAUCAGCCAAAGCACAGAUAAGUUACAGAGUUACAGCAAGAGAUCAGCAAGGAUCAGUUCACAGACACAGCAGCACUCAGCCGGAUAGAGAUCAGAAAACAAGGUGCAAAAAUACAAAACAGCCAAACAAACAGAUCAGAGAUAGAUAGAGAGAGAGGCAGAUUUGAGGGGCAGAGAGCGAGAGGCUGUUUAGACCAGAGAGGGGCAGAUUUGAGGGGAAGACCCCGUGUUGCCAUAGGAGGGAUAAGCCUCUCACCACGGAGCGACCGGCAGGAGAGAGUGUGCAGUCAGGGGUGUCUGCCAACCUCCCCGCAGAUGCCGCCCUGGCUGCCCAGAUGCCCAUAGAGUUUGUCUGCAAGAUCAAGUUCGCUGAGGGGGACGUCAUGGCUCAGAGACCCGUGCCUAUUCCCGUGCCAGGCGUAGGAGUGCCUGUGCCCGCCGGUCUGGCGGGCGAGGAAACUUGUGUCCGCUCCACCGGCGUGGCGAAUCUCCAGACGUUCGCCAGCGCGUCUUCUCUGCACGGCAUCGACCACGUGUUCGUGUCGGGCCGCGUGGGCAUGCGGCAGGUGGUGUGGGCGCUGGCCUUCGUGGCCUCGCUGGCGCUCUUCCUGUACCAGGCGGCCAAGAGCGCCGUGGCGUACCUGGAGCACCCGCACGUGGCGGCCAUGGGCGAGCAGGCCGGCCGCAACAUGGUCUUCCCCGCCGUCACGCUCUGCAACGUCAACCGAUUCCGCUUCUCGGCGCUCACCGACGCCGACAUCUACCACUUGGCCAACCUCACGGGCCUGCCGCCCAAGAACCGCGCCGGGCACCGGCCCGGUGACCUGGAGUACCCGGCGCCGGACAUGCUGGACAUCUUCAACCGGACCGGACACCAGCUGGAACACAUGCUCAAGAGCUGCAACUUUAGCGGACAGAACUGCACAGCCAAAGACUUCACCGUGGUGUACACACGCUAUGGGAAAUGCUACACUUUCAAUGGCAACAGAACGUUGCCGAAACGAGCGAGGCAAGGCGGCAUGGGCAACGGUCUAGAGAUGAUGCUAGACAUCGAACAGGAUGAAUACCUGCCCAUCUGGAGGGAGACGAAUGAGACGUCUCUAGAGGCAGGAAUCAGGGUGCAGAUCCACAGUCAGGAAGAGCCACCCUACAUUCACCAGCUGGGCUUCGGAGUCUCUCCUGGCUUCCAGACGUUCGUGUCCUGCCAGGAACAGAGGCUGACCUACCUGCCCCAGCCGUGGGGUAACUGCCGGGCGAAGGCCGAGCAGGUGAUGCCGGGUUAUGACACCUACAGCAUCAGCGCCUGCCGCCUCAGCUGUGAGAGCGCCCAGGUGAUGGCCGAGUGCAACUGCAGGAUGGUCCAUAUGCCAGGGGACGCUGCCAUCUGCCCCCCCAGCAAAAUCAAGUGUGUGGACAAAGCUCUGGCCUCCCUGCAGAAAAACGAGGGAGACAUAUGCCCCUGUGUGACGCCCUGCAAUGUCACUCGUUAUGGGAAGGAACUCUCCAUGGUAAAAAUCCCCAGCCGAGGGUCUGCGCGAUAUCUGUCUCGCAAAUACGACAAGACUGAGGAGUAUAUCAGAGACAACUUCCUUGUGUUGGACAUCUUCUUCGAGGCGCUGAAUUAUGAGAAGAUAGAACAGAAGAAGGCCUACGAUGUCGCUGGAUUGUUAGGUGACAUUGGUGGACAGAUGGGUCUUUUCAUUGGAGCCAGCAUUCUGACCAUAUUGGAGAUCAUUGAGUACAUCUAUGAGGUGAUCAAGUACAAGCUGAAGAGGCUUUUCAGACCAAUCAAGUCCCAACGGAACCAGAAUCAAAACCAGAUCCCAUGUUUGCAGAACCACACAGACCAGAACCUGCGGACCCAGCUCACAGAUGGCACCAUAGCAACCGUCAGGCUAGAGGACGUAAAGGCCAAGGAAGCAGGUGAAAUUACCCUAGCCCACCAGCAGGGGGUGUACCCGACCUCAGUUCUCCCCAACCACCACCAUCACCACCUCCUCCAACACCAGCACCAGCACCAACACCAGCACACUCAGCAGGACUACACCUACUAGGAUCGCAGCGAACCCCCCCGCCUGAACCCCAACCCCCCCACCCUCUCUCUCCUUCUUCUCUUCUGGACUUCACUCUCUUCAUGGACCUUCAAAGACACCUGGUGUUAAAGUCUCUGGUGUCAUGUGUGAAAUCUGCAGCCAAAGCCAAACUCCCCAGUACCUCUGCCUCUCUUAGCAAUGGACCUGAUUGGCCAAACCAGGCCGGCUGACGUGGGCUGAACCGGACCCCUCGGAGCCUCGGAGGACAGACAGCAGAGAGUAACUACCACAGAGGAGCCUCUUCACAUGGACUCUAUGUAGUGUUAUAUUUACACUGUACUUACCUGUUUUAUGUCCUUUUGAUUUUGAUGGCACUGUGUAACAAAUUCACACUGUCUUUUCUGCUGGAUGGACACAUGGCUUGCACAAAACUAAACAACAACAACAACAACAAUAACAACUAAGAUGACAACACGGUUAUCACCUUUUCAAAUGACAUGAUGUUCAGUUGAUCCAACCUAGCCAUCAACUAUUUCAGGCCACCUAGCAGAGGUUUAUUUCGUAAUAAAAUAGAAAUGUUAGGUCAAUAAAAUAUGGGGGGGUUUGUGACGAAGAAGUUGGAGGAAAUAUUAUGCUCACGAGCAGUCAUGUUUGUGACAUAAGCAGAGGCACCUUUAAUCAGGCAGCUCCACCACGCUUCAGCACCAAAUUACAUUUGGAGGCAAACGCGUCCAGUUCAGUCAGAGUCUAUGUAUGUGAAGCCAUGCUUUCACCUUGUCAAUGUCAACCAACAUAUUUAUUAAUUUCUCUCUUUUAAUAUCUACCUGUUAUGUUAAAGUCACCCCUUUUGGCCUCAUCAUCAGGGACGUGCACAGGGGGUGGCUAAGGUUGCCCGGGCAACUGCCUGUAUGCCCUCCUCGAGUCAAAGUGCCCCUCCGAGGGGAAAAAAAAUAAAAAUGUAAAUUAAUAGUAAUUUAAUAGUAAAUUUAAACAGCUGCAGAAUUUCAUGUAGGCCUAGAUACAAAAAAUCGCCACCCGAAACAUUUCAUAAAGUAGCCUUAUUCACUUCCAAUCGAUAAGCCUAUGGGCAACGAGAGUGGAAGUCAGUAGGGGGAGGGCAAAGUAACUAGUUUGGGCAUGCCCCCUACUCUGUUUACUCUGCAGUACUGCACGCGACCGGCACCUGAGCCUGCAUUUCUUUGGUGUGUGCCCUUUUUUCAGGUCAGAGCAAUGACCCUUCAAAACUCCUGUGCACGUCCCUGCUCAUCAUUACUCAUUAUAGAGCUCAUCUACUAUGAAGGCCUGUUGUGAUGCUCUUUCCAAAGGUUUGGUGUUACUGUCGUAACAGUCACACCCGGGGUAUGUUUGGUUACAGUGUAGAGCUGAGAGCCCUUGUUACAGUGUAACGCUGUUAUUGAGUACAAUGUAGCACACUAGUUAUCAGUGUGUAACAGCAAUUUAAUUCUCCUUACUUUACUCCCAGACCCUUUUUAUAGAUUUAUGUGAGUGUAUCAGUAUAGUGUAACUCUAUGUUGCCUAGUAUAAGACGUGAACAGCACACAGUACUUAUACUGUAACAAGGGCGCUGUGAUAGGAAAUGUGACACACUUAUGUUUUGGGAAUCAGACCCUCUGUCUGGAGACCCUCUGUCUGGAAAAAAUAAACAUGAGAGGCACUAGGUAGAUUUUCCAACUGCUUAGCAAAGACGCAAGCGUACCAACAGCACAGCCUCCAUGGAGCUGAGAUGAGAUGGUGAGGAGAUGUGAUUGUGUGUGUAGAAAGACAGAAUAUUAAUAUAACAGUUUGAAAUAAUUUGCUUAAAUAUGUAAAAAGUCAAGGAAAAGGCACUGGGGGUUGUUCCACUGCACAGCUGAAAAGUUUUUGCUUUUUAUGAGUAAUUGUUCAGCCUUCUACUGCCCCCUAUAGACGACAUAUAUAUAUAUACACAAACACAAGAAUAAAGGAAUUUGUAAUAAAUA